Messenger RNA from Guillardia theta CCMP2712, 768 nucleotides. RefSeq lists its product as hypothetical. Lineage: Eukaryota; Cryptophyceae; Pyrenomonadales; Geminigeraceae. The coding region runs from base 1 to 768 and encodes 255 amino acids. The record is from RefSeq and is a predicted model, not a curated record. The transcript has a single exon.
AUGGCAACCGCGCUUCUAGGAUCCUUCUCACAAAAGGCCAUCCCAAACUUCUGUCCCAGAGGUGUUACAUCUGAGCCAGCCAAUGCGCUCUCCAAGUUCCUGGACAGCAAAAAUAUCGAGAUGUUUCUCGAAGAGGAGGGCGAAGACUCAUUCAUGGGAUGCAUGAUCGAGCCUUCCGGUUAUUCCCUGCACGCUUCUGGCAGGAAGUACCAGGCAGGCAAGUACGAGUACCGUGAUCUUCACGCGGAUACCAUUGCGGAUAUGCAAACCGCAGCGACGAAUCGGAUGUCGAUCCUCAGCAUCCUUGAUAACGAUCUCUCGAGAUCAAAGACAUGCAACUCGUUCAACUUGAAGGCGAAGAAAUUCGCCAUGUCCGAGCAAAAGUUCAUGGAGGGGGUGGCAGUGGUGGUGGUAGACGGCGACAGUGUCAUGCUAGAGGAGGAGCCUGGAGAUGGUUUUCUGCGACUUCCCUCCAUGCGCUUCGAACAGUUCUGUGACGAGAGCGACGCCGGAAAGCUUGAGCAGGGAGCGGGACAGCUGCUGCCUUCCAAGGGGUUGACUGGCGGACAAGUGCAUGUUGACAUGCAAACGGGUGUGUUCGUGGACACGGAGAUGGUAGAUGGAGUGAUGAAGCAUCUGCACAAGCGCACUUUCUCGCGCGUGUUUGUGGUUCGUGGCAGCGCAGGCGAUGUCAAGGUAGGGAAGCACAUGCGGGAGCUUUUAGUGAUGUUUCAUGUCAGUGAUGCAUUGCUCGGCCUUGUUCUCUGA